UUCAGUUACUUGAAUUUCCCAAAAAGUUCUAGAAAGUUCCUAUAAAGUUCUAGAAACAAGGAGCCUAUAAAUUUGGUAUUUGCAAUUCGAUACUUCUUUUUCACAGUAACUCUACUAACUACUCCACAUAUCGCCGGUAAUUUUGAUUCCGGUGAUAAUUCGCCGUCGCCGAUCGGAAUAUGGGGAUGCCGAGUGCUUGCGCCGUCUGCGGCAAUGUCACCUCUAAACGAUGCUCCCGCUGCAAGAUGGUUAAUUACUGUUCUGAUGCUUGCCAAAGAUCCGAUUGGAACUCAGGGCACAAGUAUGGAUGUAGGGAUUUUCAACCAUCUGUUAAAGGUAAUUCUGAGCAAUCACAACCGACUUUGCAAAGGAGGUACAUGUUUGGGACUUCAUUUGUUCCUUUUAGUGGAAAAAAUAAUAUACAGGAACUUUUUCCAUAUGAAGAAUUCUUGAAUUACUUUUACUGGGGUGGUUCAGGCUAUCCUCCUCGUAGACUCAUAAAUUGUGGUAACAGCUGUUUUGCUAAUGUGGUUCUGCAAUGUCUAACACAGACUAGACCACUUGUCACCUACUUGUUGGAGAAAGGCCAUAAAAGAGAAUGUAGAUCGAAUGGUUGGUGCUUCCUCUGCGAAUUUCAACUCCAUGUUGAACAAUGUACCUGGUGUCAGAAUCCCUUUUCACCAAUUGACAUACUAUCAGGGUUGCCUAACAUUGGUGGUAAUCUUUCUUGUGGAAAUCAGGAGGAUGCCCAUGAGUUUAUGAGGUUUGCUAUUGACACAAUGCAAUCGGGGUUACUUGCUGAAUUUGAUGGAGAUAAGGCUGUACCUCUUAGCGCUCAGGAAACAACUAUUAUUCAACAUAUAUUUGGUGGUCGCCUUCAAUCUCAGGUUGUAUGUACAGAAUGUGGUAAUCACUCGAAUCAGUUUGAGAAUAUGAUGGAUCUGACUGUAGAGAUUGAGGGGAAAGCUGAGUCUUUGGAGGAAUGCUUAGAUCAAUUCACUGCCGAAGAGUGUAUGGAUGGUGAAGAUAUGUAUAAAUGUGAUAGAUGUAAUGAUUAUGUCAAGGCAUGGAAGCGCCUAACGAUCCUGGAGGCACCAAAUAUUCUGACAAUCGCUUUGAAAAGGUUUCAGAGUGGGGAUCCUGUCAAACUAAAUAAGAGGGUGACUUUUCCUGAAAGUUUAGAUCUAAAUCCUAACAUGAGUGAAACAGGAGAUGGCAAUGACCAUUUCAAUCUGUAUGCAGUGAUUGUUCAUGAGGAUAUGUCAAAUGCAUUACAUUGUGGCCAUUAUAUCUGCUACAUCAAGGAUUUGAGAGAGAAUUGGUAUAGAGCCGACGACACUGAGGUUAUUGAUGUAAAAAUUGAUGAGGUUCUUGCACAGGAAGCAUACAUGCUCUUAUAUAGCAGGCAUUUAGCCAGGCCAACAUCCUUAUAUCCUCUUGAAUCAUUAAAUAAACAGGACAAAGCGGAAGGCAAGCAGCAUUCCACAGUUGCAUCUCUUGAGUGCCAUAAGACAACUGUGUCUCCUGCUAUAUGUUCUAAUCCUGUUUCAUUGCCAACUGAUAAGAGAUCAGUGAUUGUCAGGGAAAAAGAGGAGUUGCCCUCAGUUACUAACUUUGAGGGUGGUAGGGAGGAUCAAGAUAUGGUAGAUUCUGGGGAAAGUCGUAAAGUCUUGCAGGAACUUCAGGAUGUUAGAGAAUCCAGUGCAGAUGGAGAAACUUAUCUAAGAAUGUUAUCAGCUACUUAUUCCUUCAUUGAUAGUUGUGCUGAAACUGUAAUACAGAAAGCUGAAGGGAGAUUUCCCGUUUCUGACAAUGAGGAAAAAACCGAGAUGUGGAGAAGAACUUUUUAUGAGUCUCUGUUUGGAAGUUCUAGUGAGGAGGAGGAUUCUGUAAUUACAGAUGUUGAAUUCGUUGUUUCUGACAUUGAGGAAAACACCGAGACAUGUGAAGGAACUGCACAUGACUCUCUGUUUGAAAGUCCUUGUGAGGAUUCUGUUGCCACAAUUGGUGAAAUGCCGUAUGAUUCUUCUUCCGAUGCCUCUGACUCAAGCUCAUCUUAAACAAAUGCACGCCCGCAGUCUGGCUUAUCUUGUGAAAGUCCACAAUCUGGUAGAUUCUGUGAAUGAACA
This is a messenger RNA of Solanum verrucosum, 2129 nucleotides long. Its product is annotated as ubiquitin carboxyl-terminal hydrolase 18. The transcript is spliced from 11 exons. Gene Ontology annotation, cellular component: nucleus; cytosol. Gene Ontology annotation, biological process: protein deubiquitination. Bases 180 to 2060 code for a protein of 626 amino acids. The record is from RefSeq and is a predicted model, not a curated record. NCBI's taxonomy places the organism in Eukaryota, Viridiplantae, Streptophyta, Magnoliopsida, Solanales, Solanaceae. Gene Ontology annotation, molecular function: cysteine-type endopeptidase activity; cysteine-type deubiquitinase activity.